UACUGAUACACGAAGUGUGAAUGCUAUUUCAAUCCAUUGCAUGUAAGGCCAAACAUUUGCCAGACAAGUGCACAUGCCCCAGCGUAAAAAACGUAAUUACAAUCUCCACCAGAUGGAAUAUUAUAUAUUAAUUAAAAAAUUACACGAUUCAUGGACCUCGACACAUUUAUAAAAGGCACCCAUUAGCUAGAUCAGUCCAUCUAUCCUCAUAACAUUGGUCAAGAAGAAGUAGAGAACACAACAUGAAUGGCUACUCCAAAAUGGAUUCAACCGACCAGAACCCCGACCCGGUCGAUCUCUUGCAGACCCAGAAACCCGAUCAAGAAACUGCUGAGAUGAAACCGAGGCUGAGCAGGAACAGGUCAGUGGCUGCAUCAGGGCAAGUGCUUCGCUCACCAAUGAAGACUGCUAUGUCUAUGAGAAGAUCUUCGUCUGUCUCUGAACGUUACUGUAGAAUCUAUGACCAGAGCUCUGCCACGUUUCCUCUUCCUUUCAAUGAAGAAGAUGAAGAUGAAGAUGAAGAAGAAGAUGAUGAUAAAGAGAGGAUGCAUAAGAAGAAGAAGAGCAACAGCAUCAAGAAAAAAGCAUUCGUAAAGGCUUGUAAGCGAUUCUUUGGGAUCUCUUAAAACUCUUUUUUUGUUUUUGUUUUCCUCUACCAUAUAAUAUAGAUAUGUUUGUUAAAUUCCGAUUGAAGUCUUACCACUUUUUAUGAAACGUUUAAUACAAGAAAAUGUAUCUUACAAUAUCAUCGACUGUUUCAAAUAUUCUAUCAUUGAUUUUGACGUA
This is a messenger RNA of Brassica rapa (field mustard), 786 nucleotides long. RefSeq lists its product as uncharacterized. Lineage: Eukaryota; Viridiplantae; Streptophyta; Magnoliopsida; Brassicales; Brassicaceae. The record is from RefSeq and is a predicted model, not a curated record.